This is a messenger RNA of Ceratosolen solmsi marchali, 1239 nucleotides long. RefSeq names its product delta4-sphingolipid-FADS-like protein ifc (gene ifc). The transcript is spliced from 7 exons. Gene Ontology annotation, biological process: ceramide biosynthetic process. The record is from RefSeq and is a predicted model, not a curated record. Lineage: Eukaryota; Metazoa; Arthropoda; Insecta; Hymenoptera; Agaonidae. Gene Ontology annotation, molecular function: sphingolipid delta-4 desaturase activity. Bases 94 to 1059 code for a protein of 321 amino acids. Gene Ontology annotation, cellular component: membrane.
GUUAUUCAAUUUGUAAGAUUUCUUUUCCCGGUGUUUUCUUUAAGUUAAAUAUAAAUGUUUCUAUGCAUAAAAUAGUGUAAAAAUUGAUUCAAUAUGGGUCAACAUGUUUCAAGAAGAGAUUUUGAAUGGACAUUUAUUCAAGAACCACAUGCAACUAGACGAAAACUUAUUUUAAAAAAAUAUCCACAAAUAAAAAAACUGUUUGGAUAUGAUCCCAAAUUUAAAUGGAUUGUAACAGCAAUGGUCUUGAUACAAUUUGCAUCUAUGUUUAUUGUUAAAGAUUUAAGUUAUCCUUUACUUUUAUUGAUGGCUUAUUGUAUUGGUGGAGUUAUAAAUCAUUCUCUUAUGCUAGCUAUUCAUGAGAUUGCUCAUAAUCUUGCUUUUGGACAUUCAAGACCAAUGAGUAAUAGGUUUUUUGGAUUUUUUGCAAACUUGCCUAUUGGCAUUCCAAUUUCAAUAAGUUUUAAAAAAUAUCAUCUUGAACAUCAUAGAUAUCAAGGUGAUGAAAAAUUAGAUACAGAUUUACCCACAUUACUAGAAGCAAAAUUGUUUUGUACAACAUUUGGGAAAUUUUGCUGGAUUCUUCUUCAACCAUUUUUUUAUUCUUUUCGUCCUCUUAUUACUUACCCUAAAUUUCCAAGUAUGCUGGAAUAUAUUAAUUUAGUUAUACAACUUUUUUUUGAUGCUAUAGUAUGGUAUUUUUUGGGUGGCAAAGUAUUAGUGUAUUUCAUAAUUGGUGCAGUUAUGGCAAUGGGUUGUCAUCCAGUUGCAGGACAUUUCAUAUCUGAGCAUUAUAUGUAUAAGAAAGGAUAUGAAACAUACAGUUAUUAUGGCCCUUUAAAUUUCAUAACAUUUAAUGUUGGAUAUCACAAUGAACAUCAUGAUUUCCCUGCAAUUCCUGGUUCUAAACUUCCGGAAGUUAGAAAAAUAGCUGCUGAAUUUUAUAAUAAAUUACCUCAUCAUAAUUCUUGGAUAUCUGUUUUAUAUGAUUUUGUGAUGGAUCCAGAAAUUGGCCCUUAUGCUCGAAUGAAACGUAAGCAUCGAGGACUAACUACGUAAACGGAUUCUAAUGACACAUCAAGGAAUAUUGAUAUUACUACAGUCUAUUAAAAAAAAAUCCAGGACAAGCAGAGGAUCGACUAAAACUAUAGUUAAUAUACAAUGCCAUGCUGAUUAAAAGUAUGAAAUAAAUAUUAUAAAAAGAAAAUUUAAUCUCAAAACCUGAAGAAAUAUAAGUAA